Molecule: messenger RNA, 810 nt
Organism: Penicillium arizonense
Lineage: Eukaryota; Fungi; Ascomycota; Eurotiomycetes; Eurotiales; Aspergillaceae
Exons: 3
Coding region: 1-810 (269 amino acids)
Source: RefSeq, a predicted model, not a curated record
AUGCCCCAUGGACACCGGCCUAGCUCUACUCAUAAGCGCAAGAAAGCAAAACUUGGUUCUCAGGACACCGAGUUACCACCCGGUCAGAGUGGAAAUCUGAAUGCAAAUGCACACGUUCAACCCCGAGUUCCCAACAGAACCUUCAGGGAAAGGCUUCUAUCUAUGGAACGGCAACUUCUCUCGUCCUCUGAUACCGCCACUGGCUUAGGAAAUGGUAACCAGCAACCCAUCAACACCAUGCCAGGCGAUUCCUCUGAGGUGAAAAUUGAGUCUGACCAUGGCACCAAACGCAAACGUACCGACCGCACAGGCAACUUCUAUGAUACUCUCAAUUUCGAACCGUCCUAUCUCCAAACCAGAACCACAAGCGCCAUAGAGAUGUUCCGAGACAUCCAAGAAGGCAAGAUACUGGGCACCAAACUCCCAUCUACCCCCCUCGAAGGCCCCAGCAACUACAUGGCAUGGUAUGUUAACAUCAAACUCUCACUACGCCAGCAUGGUGUAUGGCCGGUCAUCUCCGGACUUGAACGUUUGGAUGAGGGUCAUCCACUAUAUGUGUGGUAUGAACGAAUGAUCUAUCAUGCCAUGACCCUGAUCUGGCUCAGUGUCUCUGAUGGGUUCAAGGAGCAGUACCCUCAUUUCGGGGAAGCUUUGAUGCACGACGGAGGUCCUGAUUGGGAUCAUUCUGGCGAUCCUGGUCUUGCUCUUACUCUCAUUGGGGAUGUGUGUCGGAAUCCGGACUAUACACGUGAUCGCCGCAAUGAUUUGACUGAGGAAGAAGACGAUGAUUAUACAGUGAUAGUUAGGUAA